Caenorhabditis angaria is the source of this 1802-nucleotide messenger RNA. The record is from the annotation of a GenBank genome assembly. Lineage: Eukaryota; Metazoa; Nematoda; Chromadorea; Rhabditida; Rhabditidae.
AUGGGUAGAUUAUUCCUCUUUGGUUUUAUGUGAGUUGAAAGCCAAAAAACUCUGAAAAAAUGGAAAAUUCCAGUGGACUCUUCAUCUCCUGGGGUGCUUUAUAUUAUCGAUACAGCGAUGAGAAGAACACCCAAGCUCGAAAAUAUCGAUUAGAUCCCCCGCCAACCUUGGAAAAUGUUCUUGCUGAAAAUCGAUUGCUCGAAAAAGCCGAGCACAUUUUGGAAAAUCAAAUAGUCGGGCCAGAAUCUUUCGUAGUGGAGAAGGAUGCGAUUUAUGCGACGAUUUAUGAUGCAAAAGUUAUCAAGAUUGUUAAUGGGAAGAUUGUUUCGCAGGUUUCGUAUUCAGAAAGAGCAAAAUUCUUCAGGGAUUGUGGAAAUUUUGAGGCUGAAGACACUUGUGGAAGACCUUUGGGGAUUAGGAAAUUGUCCGAAAAUUCGCAAAAAUUCGUAGUUGCUGACGCGUAUUUGGGAGUUUUUGUUGUAGAUUUCAGCGAUGAGCAAAAUCGUAAGAUUUUUGAAUUUUCGAGCGGAGCGAGUGUAGAUCGCAAGCUUCCGCUUUAGCGGCCACGUGGAUUUGCUAUGGUAAGGUAACUAACUGUACCAUAGCAAGUGGCCGCUAAAGCGGAAGAUAGUGCCGCUGACGCGGAAGCUUGCGGUUUACACUCGCUCCGCUCGAGCGGAGAUGCGGAAGCUAUGCCCAAAUUUUGAUCGAGCGCCUAAGGCGCGAGUGUAGACCGGAAGCUUCCGCUUCAACGGCCACGUGGUUUACUAUAAUAUGGCAAACGUCAUAUUAAUCCGCGUGGCCGCUGCGCGGAAGCUUGCGGUUUACACUCGCUCCGCUCGGAAACCCUUUCCAAGUGAUUUUCUGAAAUAUCUGAUAAAAAUCUGAAAACUGGAAUUUCCAGCACAAAUUAUGGGACGAUUUAGUAACUAUAAACUAGUUUCUGAAUCGUCCCAUAAAAUGUUCUGAAAAUUCCAGCAUUUUUCAGAUUUUUAUUGGAAUUUCAGCGGAGAUGCGGAAGCUAUGCCCAAAUUUUGAAUUUUUCCAGCCACAACAUCUCAAAUUCUCGACUCCAAAAAGCCAAUCGAAGGAUUCGCCCCAAAAUUCCUGAAUGAUUUGGAUGUUUUGAAUGAAGAUGAGAUAAUUCUAUCAGAUAGUUCCACAAAAUAUCCAAGAAAACAAUUUAUGCCUCUAAUUUUGGAGCAAAAUCCAAACGGACGAAUAAUUCAUUUGAAAAUCUCGACAAAAACCGCGAAAGUCUUAAUAUCCGGUUUAUAUUUUCCAAAUGGAGUUCAGCUAACUUCGGAUAAACAAUCGAUAUUAUUUAGUGAAUGUAGUAUGGCAAGGAUUAAAAAAUUGGAUUUGAAAUCGAAAAAUGUGGAAAUGUUUGUGAAGAAUUUGCCAGGAAUGCCGGAUAAUAUUCGAAAAACUGAAAGGAAUACAUAUUGGGUUGGAUUAGCAGGUAUUUAAGGCGGAAACCUUCCGCAACCUUCCGCAACCCUAUUUUUCCAGCAAUUCGACAUUCCGCAACUCCAUCACUAAUCGAUAAACUUGGCAGUGUUCCAGGAAUCCGUCAAUUCCUAAUCGAUAUCAUCCCCUCGAAAUUCUGGGAAACCAUCCUACACACAUUUCGAAAAUCCCACUCAAUUGUUGUCGAAAUCGACGAGAAUGGCCGAAUUAUUCGAAGUUUACACGAUUUGACCGGGAAGAUUGUGGGAGAUGUGUCGCAAGUCGCCGAAUUUGAGGGAUAUUUGUAUUUUGGAAGUUUUAACAGUCCGUUUUUGGCGAAAUUGAAAUUGUGA